AGGGAUAUUUAGCAUAGAAAAAUAAUUUGCGAUUAAUCGCGAUUAAUUAGAGUUAACUAUGACAUUAAUGCGAUUAUUCACGAUUAAAUAUUUUAAUCGCUUGACAGCUCUAAUUAUUACACUAAUGUCCAUGUUGCAAUGUAUUUUGAAUGUUGUAUCUCCCUUGUGAGUCGCUUUGGAUAAAAGCGUCUGUUGAAUGACUAAGGCCCAAUCCCAUUUCUACCCCUUACCCCUUACCCUUACCCCUCCCCCUUGUUUUGAAGGGGUAAGGGGGAGGGGGAAGGGGAGGGGGUAAGGGGUAGAAAUGGGAUUGGGCCUUAAUGUAAAUGCAAGUUGUUUUAACAUUCUUUUUUUUCGUUUUCAUUAAUACCUUUUUCUUGCCAGGGUGGAGAUGUAAUGCUCUGCACACGCAAAUGUACAUGCUGGAGGGGUUGUCCAAAUGGAACAUCAAUCGGGCCCAGCAGGCUCUGAAUAUGAGUGUCACGUCACAAACUCGAAUUUAUGAUGUUCGUCUGAUGUCCAGUGUGAACGCCCUCAGCAACAGAGUCCUGGGAAGUGCACUUCUUCAAGAGUUUACACCCCCGGGUAAACCUACCGGUAAGAUUCUCAUGGCAACAAAAGAACAGAUGCUGAACAAUAUUCUAUUAAUGCCAAACUGCCAAAUCAUGAUGGUUACACUCACUCUUUCUACUUCAAUCUUAUUUUUCCUCGUGACUACUUAUGGCAGGUGAGCUUAUUGCGGUGGAGUAUUUGCUGGCCCAGUCCAACAGAGGAGAUCUGCUGAGUGCGCCUGACGCAAUUGGCGCCAACCUGCCAGAGGGGCCGGAGGAAGUUCAGGAGGAUGAGUUUCCUGAUGAGACAAUACCUCAGGCCACUGAUAUUCUUUUCCCGUCUUCUUCUCCGGAACCUACGGCUGAAAGUGAAGGUGCAUCUCGGAGUCCUGUCAGCUCCCCAUUUGAGGACAGUGGGCCUAUCACUUCAACUCCGGAUAGUCGGUGUGAUCCCAGAGGCAUUCCCGGAUGGGAGGCAGUCGAUGCCUUGGCAGGGUACCUUGUCAGCCUCAACCGGACGAUAACUGCUCUUUCGAACCAAGAAAUAGCAGAUAUACUGAGGUUGUACUCCAGCCUGGAUGGAAUCGACAAGUCGGAAACGCAGUGGCUCUGCUCCAGGCCAACAAGCAGCCGAGAGGUACCUGCAAACAAUCAGCUUCAAGUAUAUGUGUGUAGCUGUGUGCAGAGGUGGGUAGGAACGCGCUACAUUUACUCCGUUACAAAUACUUGAGUAACUUUUUGGAUGAAUUGUAAUUUUAGGAGUAGUUUUAUUGCAACAUACUUUU
Messenger RNA from Gadus morhua (Atlantic cod), 1336 nucleotides. RefSeq lists its product as uncharacterized. Bases 721 to 1281 code for a protein of 186 amino acids. The record is from RefSeq and is a predicted model, not a curated record. NCBI's taxonomy places the organism in Eukaryota, Metazoa, Chordata, Actinopteri, Gadiformes, Gadidae. The transcript has 3 exons.